UUGCAUCAGCACUGGAGUAUCUGCAUCAUUAUUGCGAAACACCGGUCGUGCACUGCGAUCUCAAGCCGAGUAACAUUCUCCUGGACGAAGAAAUGUCGGCACAUGUCACCGAUUUCGGACUCGCAAGAACCCUACUAAAAAACUCACCCAAUGCUCAUCUUAGUAGCUCCUUGGACUAAAGGUUCAAUUGGCUACAUGGCUCCAGAAUACGGCAUGGGUGCUGGUGUGUCAACACGAGGCGAUGUCUACAGUUUCAGCAUAGUGAUCCUUGAGAUGUUUACUAGGAAAAGGCCCGUGGACUAUAUGUGCAGUGGAGAUAUGAAUUUGCAAAAAUGGGUUUGGACGCAUCUUCCUGGUAAUUUCCACGAUAUAGUCGACCGUGAACUUAUGCAAAAAGAACGGCAGCCGGCGGUGGCGGCAUAUGUUGACGGCAUCGGCAGUAUGCUGAAAAUCGGAUUGAUGUGUGCAAGGAAAUCGCCUGAUGAACGACCAACCAUGAGAGAGGUCUCUGUGAUGAUAAAAAAUGUCAAGGCUAGCUUAUCAGGAUAACAUAU
Hibiscus syriacus is the source of this 554-nucleotide messenger RNA. RefSeq names its product putative leucine-rich repeat receptor-like serine/threonine-protein kinase At2g24130. The transcript has 2 exons. Bases 151 to 549 code for a protein of 132 amino acids. The record is from RefSeq and is a predicted model, not a curated record. Gene Ontology annotation, biological process: protein phosphorylation. NCBI's taxonomy places the organism in Eukaryota, Viridiplantae, Streptophyta, Magnoliopsida, Malvales, Malvaceae. Gene Ontology annotation, molecular function: protein kinase activity; ATP binding.